This is a messenger RNA of Nestor notabilis (Kea), 2953 nucleotides long. It is a transcript of the gene NUP153, whose product is annotated as nucleoporin 153kDa. Gene Ontology annotation, cellular component: nuclear pore. The transcript is spliced from 6 exons. The record is from RefSeq and is a predicted model, not a curated record. The annotation marks the transcript as partial. Lineage: Eukaryota; Metazoa; Chordata; Aves; Psittaciformes; Psittacidae. Gene Ontology annotation, molecular function: structural constituent of nuclear pore. Gene Ontology annotation, biological process: RNA export from nucleus; protein import into nucleus.
GGAGUUCAGUGCCUGUGACCAGUAGCAGUGUUCCUGCAUUUUCUGCUGCUUCUGGGGGAUCUGGAGGAUUUCUGGAUUUAGACAAGUUCAAGAAGCCUGAAGGAAGCUGGGAUUGUGAGGUCUGCUUGGUCCAAAACACAGCAGAAGCCACAAAAUGUGUAGCUUGUGAAAGUGCAAAGCCAGGCACCAAAGUAGAACUCAAAGGCUUUGGUACUGCUGCUGUGUCCACAAAUGCUCCAGUGCCAUCAUUUACAUUCGGUGUCCCGUCAUCCUCCUCUGAAUCUUCUCAUACAAUAAGUAGCACAGGAAAUUUUAAGUUUGGAGAACAAGGGAGCUUCAAGUUCGGCAUUGCAUCUGAAUCUGCAUCCUCCAACACUAUGACUGGGGGAUUUAAGUUUCCUACUGGUUCAGGGGGCUUCAAAUUUGGAGUUUCUUCCUCAGACUCUAAAUCAGAAGACAGUAAAAAAGAAAAUAAAAGUAACAGUUUUACUUUUGGACUUCCAUCUACAAGCAGCCAGGCUCCUUCAACAUUUCAGUUUGGGACAGCGAGCCUGGGACAGCAGGAAAAGAAAGAGGAACCAGUGUUGGGAGGCUUUGGUUUUGGCACAAGUUCUACUUCUUCCAUAGCUACCAAUGAGAAUAAAACCGGGGUUGGUGGCUUCGCUUUUGGAACUGUGGCAGAAAAGGAGGUAGCUUCACCUGCUUUUGCAUUUAAGAAGUCAGAUGAAAAAAAAGAUGAAACACUUCCGACGAAGGGAGGAUUCUCUUUUGGCAGUGGGGAGUCUGCACCUGCCUCACAGUUUGUUUUGGGAAGGACAGAAGAGAAACAGGACUCUCUCACUCCUGCCGCUCCAUUAGCAUUUGGAAAGAAAGCUGACAAUGAAGAGUUAAAGACACAACCUAUCUUUUCAGCUGGCACGGCUGAGCAUACCAAAGAGGAGAGCACAGCAAAACCUAUAUUCAAUUUUAGUUUUGUUAAACCAUCGGAGAAGGAAAGUGAGCAGGCAAAGCCAUCUUUUGCAUUUGGGGCACAAACCAGUACUUCAGAUCAAGGAGCAGCAAAGCCAUCCUUCAGCUUCUUGAGCUCUAGUUCCUCCAGCACAGUCGUACCCACCACUUCAGCCAGUAGCAGCAAUGUGUUUGGCAGCGCCAUCUCCUCCUCGAAUCCUCAGCCAGUUCCCGCUCCCUUCGUGUUUGGACAACCCAGCAACACUGUGAGCAGCUCUGUUUUUGGCAAUUCUUCAGAAUCUGCAGCCUCUCAGUCGUUUGGCUUCUCUCAAGAAAACAAACCAGCAACUACAUCUUCCAGCACUGGCACAGGUCUUACUUCAUUUCUGUUUGGCUCAGGAGCCACCAGUACCAAUGCAGCAAAUUCAGGCUUCACCUUCGGAGCCACAACCACAUCGAGUUCUACAGGGUCAUCUGCUUCGUUUCUGUUUGGCUCUGGGCCUCCAGCGCCGGCUGCUGGCCCAGCAUUUGGCACCAGUCAGCCACCAGCGUUUGGCCAGAGCCAAGGGUCCGGCCAGCCAAGCGCUCCAAGUUUUGGAUCCCUGUCGACAACGUUGUUUUCAGCUGGCGCUCAGCCUGCUCCUCCUGCCUUCGGCUCCGUGACGAGCAGCACUCAGCCCUCUGUGUUCGGACAGCAAGUGGCGCAGCAGCCGGGGUUUGGCUCUGGUACCCCCAGUGCUGGUCCUGUAUUCCAGUUUGGAAGUAAUACUUCUAAUUUCAACUUCCCAAAUAACCCAGGAGUAUUUACUUUUGGUGCGAAUCCUCCUGCACCAGCAGCACCGGCACAGCCUUCCGGCUCGUCAGGAUUUUCGUUCAGCCAGCCUCCAGCUUUUACAGUGGGGACUAACGGGAAAAACAUUUUCUCUGCCUCUGGAUCUUCAGUGUCUGGUCGGAAGAUAAAGACUGCAGUUAGACGUAGAAAAUAACCGCCCGAUUGGUAAAGCAAGUUCCGAAGCAGCUACUACCCUGCAUUGUUCAGUUUUUGGGAUCGUACCUCAUGCUGGGUUAGCUGAAGACAGAUCUGCCUAGAGGAAUAUAGAACUCUGCUGCCCUUUCCUUCCCUCCCCUCUCCCCAGUUAGGUUUUUUUUUUGGUAACGAAUAGAGUUGGCAACGGGGCCGUUCUCGAGCAAAACUAUUUUAGACUCCAGCAAGUUCCUUCUUUCACUGACUCGGCAUGGUCUGGCUGUAGCCGUGAGUAGAGCCUGCACAGUGAAUGGCUUGUACAAUACCUCUUCAUCUGCACCACUAUGUGCGCUCAUCUGCGUUUACUGACGCCUCGACAUUGUAAUUAUAUCAGCGAGGGAUGCUGUAUAGAGUAGAGAAUGUUGAUAACGAAUGAUUUCUAUGCUGAGUUUGUGCCGGUGUAUGUGUGAAGUGAGUGAGUUUGGGUGUAUUGUGCACUAAAAUUUUCUGAUAGAGGAAGACUGAUUAAAGGAUGAUCCAUGCUAAGGACUUGUUAGAUCUGUAGUUCUUCAUUUAAUAAUUAUAUGCUAUUUCUAUAUUUUCAUUCUUACAGCCCUUUAUCACCUGUCUCGCCUUUGUUAUUUUAUUAUGAAACAUGUGUAAAUACAAUUUUGUUUCUCUAUGUACUUUUUUGGCAUAACAGAUCUGUGAAAUGGAAAUUUUAAUUUUGUGUGUUACGGCCAUUUUUGUUUAGUAUUGUCUCAGAUUUUAUGUAAAUCCCAUUAUUCAAAGUUGCCUAAAUCCAUUUAGAAAAUCUUUAAAAUUGGGAAUUCUUAAAGUAAGUUUAUUGGCUUUUCUGAUCCAUUUUUGUUUGGACCAAAAACCAGUAUUGUACAAAGUAUUAAGUAUAUAUUUUUAUAUUUACUGAAAUGGACUGUGGUGACUUUGGAUAAUAAGGAAAAGUUUAAUAUUAAAGCCAUGUUUAUUACAGUAUAAUUAACAUGUUAAACCAUGGGAUAAAUGCCAUCAAUAAAAACUAUG